AUGGCUGGUGCAAGUGAGGAAGGUGUGGCUGUGGAGGAGAAUGUACCUCCAGCAGUCGAGGAAGGCCGCAAACGUGGAUUAAGCGGGUCAAUGUCACUUAGGACUCGCAAACUUGGAAGGCGUCUAUCGCGCAGCAUGUCUAUAGUUGCGCUGAAGUUGCCUGAGAAGGCGCAAAGUAUUACUCGCUCCUCUUCGAAGCUUAUGAGAUCUGGUAGUCGCGACAAGAAGAACAGAUCCUUUGAACUUUCCAUCAUACUUCCUGACAAGACGCAGAAACAGGUUACGGUUUGGGGCAACAGCACAAUAGCAGAAAUAGUUUGCGAGCCUCUCCAAGAAGUAGGAGCCGUUGUGGCAGGGCUCCCAACCGGACCAUUGUCAGCACCACAAGUCUUGCCUUUAACGGCACCACUGCCUCCGCCAUCGGCUUUGUCUGCCCCACCCGCCGCUUUGCUGUUCCUCGGCGGCUCUAAAGCGCCAGUGGAUCCCAGGGCACCAGCGUCUGCGUUAGAGGGCGAAGUCAUUGUUGUGGAAAAUGAACCACCGCAAUGGGAUGGCAAAGAUUUGGAGACAUUUCUUGCAUGGGAAAGGAUAUAUGCUUCAACAUUGUUCUCAGCCUUGGAGCUGUAUGGCAAGCCAUUAUUGCGCGCAGCUGUCAUCACACGAGAGGAAUACCAUUUACUGUUCUAUUAUCUUGAAUCUGUGUCAGAAGCUAGUGAAGCCCUAACGGAGAGAAUGCGAAAAUACAUCGAUUCCGGAUUAUUAAUUAGUGAAAGUCGCAACGAAGAUAAUCAGACGUUGGUAGAGUCCAAAAAAAGUGUGGAUGAAGAUGGAUCAGAGAGCCUUUUGUCUGAGCUAAUUAAGGAAGGAAUACUUACUCAAAAGGAUGUUGACUGCACAUCUGUAAUUAUGAACUCAGAAUGCAAUGAACACAACGAGGUUGACCGUAAAUUAGAUGACGCAGACAAUAGUUCUAAUGUAUCAUCUGUAGGUAUAAGUCUUCGUAAGAUAUUAGUGGAUAUUCCAGUAGACACUAAUGAUUCUGAAGUUGACAGUUCAGUGGUAGAAAAUGAAAAUGAAAGCGUAACGUCUGUUUCAUUAAGAAACAGUCGACAGUGUUGUGUUGAUCAUAGAAUAUCAGCCGACGUAUCAGAAAAUGUUUGGGCCAAUGUGCGCUGGAAUUUUCUCAAUCCCUCGGACUUCGGGUAUGAUCAAGUCCGUAGUGUAAAAAGAAGUCGUUCUGAAUCUGCAAUUACACCAGUUUCCACUAGACGGAGGAAUGAAGAAAUAUAUGAAACUCUGCGUACCGAUGAAAAAGAAUCUUGCGGAAGUAUAACACCAUAUGAAUCGAUAGAAGAUUUAUAUAAUUGCAUUAAAAAUACACCUUAUAUUAGCGCAGCUGCAGUGGAAUCGUCUCCAUCAACUGAGAGUCAAUCUGAGCCUCAAUAUCCGGAUUAUGACGAAAAAUCGAUCACAGCUCGACAGAGUUCUGCGAGCAGUGAUAAAAGUGGUACCUCAUCCACAUUUCCCUUUUCCAAAUGCGGAUCGAGCGAUUCUACUGGAGCUUAUACUUCAUGUGAAUCGACAAGUGGCAUCGGCAUUUUUGCUCCUAAAAGCAUCCCAGUGUCUCUCAAAAGCCGUGAACUGCCACCGCCCCCAUCGGAAGGUGAAAUCAGUGAGAGUGCGAUUUUACUCAAGCAACUGUUCAUGGGAGAGCUGUUGGACGCUUAUGGAGAGUAUCUCUCAGCGUAUCCGUAUGCGCGGGCCCUGUUAAGACGCAAAGCACGUCGUGACGAACAUUUUACGGCCCUUGCUGACAUUCGAAGAGGUGCUGCCAAGUACACGAUUGCCGAAUACCUCGAACUGCCGAUCGAGCGCCUCGCGCAGUAUGAAAGGCUGGUCGGUAGCGGGUGUGGGCGAAGAAGGGCGGCGCGCCUCUCAGAUCUGGAGCGCGUGCAGGACUUGUUCCCUCACGACUUCCUCGCGCUGCACGAUGCAGAUGCACCCGCCGCGCUCGCUUCGCAUCACGCACAGAAAUCAAAGAGUCUUCGUAAAAGGCCGAGCCUGGACAUUGGCGGCACUGUCAAUUCAAACAACUCGCUGUCACCACGGACGUUCAUUAUGGAGGCUCCUGUACAGCUGAGCCCAUUAGGAUCGACAUCCCCACCGCUAGAUCGUCAUUUGUUCCUCUUCAGCGACUUACUGUUAGUCGGCAAAUCGCGGGGAACAAAUUGCUUUAAAUUAAAAGAGAGUGUGAGACUGGCAGAAGUAUGGCUUUCAAUGCCAGAAAGCGAUGACACCGGUUUCCUUAUAGGAUGGCCGACUGCUACUGGCAUCGCUAACUACCUCGCUACAUAUCCCACGCAAGCCGCUAGAGAUACUUGGUACAGGAAAAUUCAAAACGCUUUAAACACACAAUUGAAUACAGAGCCAAAGUCUACAAAUAUUCAAAUCUUUUACAAAGAUUUAGCGAGUUCUGUUGAAUUCUGUAAAACGGUAUCAGUGAGUCCAGACAUGAAUGCGCGCUGUGUUGUGCGCCAAGCUCUGCACGUAAUGCAAAACGGAAGUCACGAAGAGAGUGGAGAUGGAGAAGGUGAGGGAGAGAACGAACACGAAGGGAGAUGGGGCUCGCCGAAUGACUUUACGCUUUACGUGAGAACCACUAGGGAUGCGCCGCCUAUACCAUUACAAGGAAUUGAAAGACCGCAUUCUGUGCAGAUGUCUCGAAUCCGACAAACACUAUCAAACGAGGAUGGAUUUGACUUGGAGCACGUCAACGCCAAAAAUAAUCCAUGCGGACUGAUCUUUGAGCUGAGGAAGAAAAACCAAGUUCUGAAGAGCAUUAAUAAUACGCCAGGAAGGGGCCUUCGUCUUUUAAGACGUGGUGGUCGUUUAUUUGGCGUUGCUUUAACCCGCCUCUGCAACGGAACUCCACCUCCUGCAUUGCUUCAAGCUCUUCGCAGAUUAAGAGUCGUCGCUCCCCUUACCCAUGGCGUCUUUAGAAGAAGUGCAAACGCAAAAGCGUUAAGGUUGCUAAGAGAUAAGUUGGAUACACUCGGUCCGUGGGCAGAGAGUUGUACGGAGUUGGAUCGCGCACCUGUACUGUUGUUAGCCGCACUAGUAAAAGAAUUCUUUCGAGCUUUGCCACAACCUUUACUCGUGUCCGAGCUUUAUCCCGCCUGGUUGCAAGUACUCGGUUUACCACAAACGGAGAAAGUUCCAGCGGUGCGGUCUUUACUAUUGAAGCUCCCAAAGGCGCAUUAUAACAUGUUGACGUAUUUCGUAUGCCUCUUACAAGCAAUCGCCAAGAAAUCCAACAUUAAUCUAAUGUGCCCUAUGAACUUAGGGGUCUGUGUAGGGCCAAGCUUAUUAUGGCCUAACAUGCCUUGUGAUAAAGCUCCUAAAGCAGUGCCGAUGAUUGUGGAACUUCUCAUUUUAAAAGCAGAAGCUUUAUUUGGACCGCAAAUUGUUGGUCUUCUUGGAAGCGGUAGUUCGGAAUCUUCAAAUGCCUUACUUGACUCUGGUGCGGAAGAAAGUGACAGCCUCCAUUCUGUAGGAAUAUCACUUGAUUCUAUGGAGUUGUCGACUCCUCGCAAAGAGAAAUUAUCUUUAAGCAGGGAUUCGGGAUUGACGCUUUCAGAAGACGAUUCAAAUAGCAACGGGGGCAACAGUCCGGCACCUCGUAAUAUCCUACACAGUCUUUCGACUCCGACGUGUAAUAUCCAAGAAACAAAAAUGUUACGAUACGCAAAUAAUCCCAACGUCAACGGACUCCCACAAAUAGCUCAAAGAGAUCAGAACAUAUACUCUAACAAAGCUGAAAUUUACAGCACUGUGAACGAGGAAUUGUACAUGAUGCCAUACAUUGGAGAGCGUUAUGUUCACAACUCUAUAAAUAUUAGCAUUGCUAACGGUGUCGACGAGAGAAAUUACGUUUCCAAAUCAGCGAUACAACGCUCAGCGGCCGAUACUUACGCACAGAGCCCAGCGAAGUAUAUAACCGGCUUUGAACCACAGAAACCACCAAGGAGUAACGUGUCGAAAGCAGCUCGGACAUCGAAAGUGUAUAGCAUGUUCGCCGAAACGAAAGAAGUGGAGAAAAACGUAUCCAAUAAGAAUUUCGGCCGCGCAAAAAGCUCCGAUAAUUUACUAGAAACGAAACAAGAAGCGAUCGAGGCAAAACGCGACUUAGUGUCUAGUCAGGAGAAUAUCGUAUAUAGUAACAUACACGACCUCGCCACGUUCACAGAAAAUAUACAAAGGCAAAAUCAAUAUCAAACGCAAUCGGAUAUAAUAACGAAUCUCAACACAAACUACUCUCGCGUAUACACCGGCUGGGAAAAAAAGAGUUCUAACUACAACACAAAAACUAAUUGCGCUUCGGAAAAAAUCUACGGCCAAGUGGGCAAGCAAGGCGACUCCUCGCAAAGUAAACUAGAUGUGAAAACAACACCGGCAGCCACCAUUUUUACAAGAAAUGACUGGUCUCGUCAAGCAGCGAGGACUAAGAGCCUAGAAGUUAAUGAUGAAGGCCACAUCACUAACGGGGACAAAGCUCGCAGCGGCAAUUAUGAAAUUAAUGUCGUGAAUUGUUGCCGAAAGAGGCGAUAUGAUCCCGCGCAUAUGUGCACGAAAAGCUGUACAGCGUCAACUAUGAAUAGCAGAGAGAGUGAAAAGACUACAGCCAACAUGACGCAGAGUUCGUAUCCCUACGUCGAUGACAUCACCAAUAGUAACUCCGAGGAAAACAAGAAAUCAAGAAUUCGCAAUUACAACAACAAACUAAAUCAGUCAAAAUCAUUGGCGAAUAUAAUUCUGCAAAGUGACUCGAGCAGCAACGACACUCUGUACCAACCGCAAAGCUCAUACAAUAGUCGAUCAACUGAUUCGCCUGCCAGUGAGAAUUCCUGUGAAAACUAUUACACAACACAGUACGUCGAGCCACUGUAUACCUCCGUUUAUAACCGAAGAAGGGAUAUAUUCCACGAAGAUAAAUCCACGAACAUUUUCUCAACGGACAUAUACAAAGCUACUCCGACGUCAGUUCAACCAGAUUACGUCGGAGAAAGUGAAGAGAACAACAAUAGUAAUAAGAAACCACCACACGUGCCACCUCCAGUACCGCCUAGGAAAAUGGUGUACCAAAGGGUAUUGAAGAAAUUUCAACCGGUACACGUUAACAAAGAUGAAAAAGCAUCUCGAUCAAAGUCUGUACCACCUUUGUACAGAGAGCCGCCUAACGGCAACGUUAAGAACGUUAUUGCCUUAGAUUGUUCGGAGUCUGACACAGAAUCGGAAUCCUAUGUUUGA
Parnassius mnemosyne (clouded apollo) is the source of this 5307-nucleotide messenger RNA. The record is from the annotation of a GenBank genome assembly. Lineage: Eukaryota; Metazoa; Arthropoda; Insecta; Lepidoptera; Papilionidae.